CCCCGGCGCGGUCCGGAGAGACGUGGUGGCGGCGGCGGUGGCGGCGGCGGUGGCGGCGGCGGCGGCGGCGGCGGCGGCGCAGCCUCCUCUUCCCCCGGGAAGUCGUCCGGGCUUGAGGCCGGCCCCAGACGCCCCGCUCUGCCCCGUGGCGCCGCCGAUGGUGCCGGGCCCUCCUGCCCCCAGGCCACUUGCUGCCGGUUGGAACCCUCUCCCUCUUAUUUUUGCCUUAGGAGGGCAGGAAAAGAUUAAAGAGCCAUCAGGGUGUGAGGGGCACAGUGGCAAACCCCAGAGCUUGGCCAGACCCAGCUUCAAGCCCCGGCUGCCCCCUACCCCCACAGCCCAGCUCUGCACCCCACGUGCAGUGACACAUGUGGCCGCUUUUCUCUGGGCACAACCAUAAAUAACCUACAUUGCCCUGGCUCUGGCACAGCCGGGGUGCAAACAGAACCGUCAAUGAUUUUGGAAGUUCUAUGCCUUCCAAAGGCCCACCUGACCUUCCCAUCACAUGCAAAUCACCACUCACAAACCAUCCCCUCCAGGAAGCUUCGUGAUACCCCAGCGCAUGAACAGCCCAGCCUGCUGACCACCGCUGCACUCCCACCUGUCCCCCCGCCUCGGCUGCACCAUGUCCGGCUCCUACGACGAGGCCUCGCUAGCUCCGGAGGAGACCACUGACAGCUUCUGGGAGGUGGGGAACUACAAGCGGACGGUGAAGCGCAUCGAUGACGGACACCGCCUGUGCAACGACCUGAUGAACUGCGUGCAGGAGCGCGCCAAGAUCGAGAAGGCGUACGCGCAGCAGCUCACCGACUGGGCCAAGCGCUGGCGCCAGCUCAUCGAGAAAGGCCCACAGUAUGGCAGCCUGGAGCGGGCCUGGGGUGCCAUCAUGACGGAGGCGGACAAGGUGAGCGAACUGCACCAGGAAGUGAAGAACAACCUGCUGAACGAGGACCUGGAGAAGGUCAAGAACUGGCAGAAGGAUGCCUAUCACAAGCAGAUCAUGGGCGGCUUCAAGGAGACCAAGGAGGCUGAGGACGGCUUCCGCAAGGCCCAGAAGCCCUGGGCCAAGAAGAUGAAGGAGCUGGAGGCAGCAAAGAAGGCUUACCAUCUGGCCUGCAAAGAGGAGAAGCUGGCCAUGACCAGGGAGAUGAAUAGCAAGACGGAGCAGUCGGUCACGCCCGAGCAGCAGAAGAAGCUGCAGGACAAAGUGGACAAGUGCAAGCAGGAUGUACAGAAGAUGCAGGAGAAGUAUGAGAAGGUGCUGGACGACGUGGGCAAGACCACACCCCAGUACAUGGAGAGCAUGGAGCAGGUGUUUGAACAGUGCCAGCAGUUUGAGGAAAAGCGGCUGGUCUUCCUCAAGGAGGUGCUGCUGGACAUCAAACGUCACCUCAACCUUGCCGAGAAUAGCAGCUAUGUCCACGUGUACCGGGAGCUGGAGCAGGCUAUUCGGGGGGCUGACGCCCAGGAUGACCUCAGAUGGUUCCGCAGCACCAGUGGCCCCGGCAUGCCCAUGAACUGGCCCCAGUUUGAGGAGUGGAACCCAGACCUCCCUCACACCGCCACCAAGAAAGAAAAGCAGCCCAAGAAGGCAGAGGGGGUGACGCUGACCAAUGCCACUGGAGUGGUGGAGUCCACAUCCCAGGCUGGGGACCGUGGCAGCGUUAGCAGCUACGACAGGGGCCAGCCUUAUGCAACCGAAUGGUCGGACGACGAGAGCGGGAACCCAUUUGGGGGCAAUGAGGCCAAUGGGGGCUCCAACCCCUUCGAGGACGACGCCAAGGGAGUGCGUGUGCGGGCACUCUAUGACUACGACGGCCAGGAGCAGGACGAGCUCAGCUUCAAGGCUGGAGAUGAGCUCACCAAGCUGGGCGAGGAGGACGAGCAGGGAUGGUGCCGCGGGCGGCUGGACAGUGGGCAGCUGGGCCUCUAUCCCGCCAACUACGUGGAGGCCAUCUAGCUGCCCUGCUCCCCUUCACACCACCCCUCACUCCUCACCCGCCACCUCCCCUCCCUUCUCUCUCUUGUCCCUCUUCCCUCGCCAUAGAGUUCCAGACAUAUUUUCCGAUCAAGCUUUUAUUUUUUUAAAAGUCAAAACAGAACAAAACAAAAAAUACAGAGACAGAAGCAUUUGCAGGGCUGCCUGGAGGCCAGGGCGGUGGUGGGACUUGGGGUGAUGGCCCCAGGGUAGGCGAGGGUCCUAGUACUUAGCCCAACAGAGACGUUCCAACAUUGCUCUUCAGAUCCCACCAAAGAGUCUCCUGAGCCCUGAGGGAUGUCUCCCGGACCCUUCUCUCCUGCCUCACUCCCCCAGACUACACCCCUCACCCCCACCCCAGGCUGCCAGCACCCGUCCCCCUCCUCUUCUCUGGGCUCGGUUUUCUGACCUCUUCCUUCUGCCUCACGAUGCUCCCCUCUCUCCACCACCCUACUCUCAAAGGCCUCCCCUCCAGACCCCAGGGAAGGGGGGCCUCCCAGUCUUUAGUCUUCCACUUUGCCCCGGGGAGUGCCCUUCUUCUCCUGGCCUCGCCCCUGAUGACUGGUGGGGCUGGAGGAGGAACCGUCAUUCUCUUCUCCCCUAGAUGCUUCCCAGGAUCCCUGGACUCCCCCAGACAUGACCAGGGGUGAGCUGGAGUUGAUGACAGUGUCACUGGGAUGAGGCUCAGCUGAGGGACCAAGACCCUGCUGGGGCCCUUCUUUCCAGCUGUUGGCCAUUUGGGCGCAGGCUCUUCCUCAGAGCCAUACCUCUUGGUCACCUGCGGAGACCCUGCCUCCAUCUCAUGAGUCCUCAGGCAGGGGGAGGGGCCUCAAAGCCCGGGGCAAAGCCGGCAACUGUAGCGGCCUCCUCCCAUUUCCUGGGGGGGGGGGGGGAGGGCACCUUGUCCACCCGCCUUCCUCCCUCCAUGUCCAUCUGAAGCCCUAGUUGCACUAGGCUCGGCCAGCCUGCAGGAGACAGCCUUGUGGCCUCCCAUCCUGCCCUUCCCCUCUCUCGCCUGUCUGGGAAGACACUGGGGGAGGGGGGGCGGUGUCUGAGGGAGCUUCCAGCCUGGCACCAUCAGGGACACUGCAGCCAAUGGGAAAGACAGGGGUUUGGCAGGAGGGAGGGGCCCGGGCCCUCAGGGGCAAGACAGUCACCCUUUCUUCCUUGUCCCCUCCUCCUCAAUCAGCCCCUGCCCUUGGAGCCUCCCUUGCCCUUGGAGCGGCAUCCCCCCGGCUGGCAGCCCCUCCUUAUGUCUAAGCCUGGGUAGCAGUUAAAGGACAUUUGGGGGUGGGGGGAGGCAAAAGGCUUGCCCAGAGCUGGAGUGUUUCCUGUGUUUGGUGAAGGAAAGCUGUGUGGGGUUACUACAUACUAGUACCAGGUACCAGCCUCUCCCAUAUGUGGGGGCCCCUGGGAGGCUCAGAGAAACAGACCAGGGCAGGACAAAACCUCGAGGUGGGAGGACAUGGCUGGAAGAAGGAUCUCUUGGGAGCCUCAAGGGUGAGGCCUUGGGACUUCCGGUAGCGCCGGCAGAGCCCUGCUUCUGGGCCUCAGCGCUGCAGACACCCACCCCCUUCCACAGCACCUGCCCCCCGCCCCCCGCCGUCCUCCUUCCCGGCCUCCAGGUAAAGACAGUGGCAUACCCAGCCCUCUGGCACCCCUCAGUCCUCUUUUGCUCCCUGCUUCUUCCCCCGACAGUCUACUAUUAGGUCAUGGACCCCAUCCUCCAGGCCCUGACCCUUGUUCACAGUGCAGAGAUCCUGGGAGACUCUGGCAGGGGCCUGAACUGGGCCAGGGGAGUUGGAGGGGGGGGAUGAUGGCACCCCCAGGGACAGGCAGACUCCCCACCCCCAGCACUCCAUUUCCUGUCAUUGUCUACUCUCUGGGCAUCCGCUGCAGCCUGAGAUGUGCCCUAGGCCCCCUCGGAGCCUGAAGCAAGAUUUUGGAAGCCCUCCGCCCUCCCAGUUCCAGAACAAAACCCUCUUGGGUCUCUCCUCCAGGUGGGGGAGUUGGGGUUGAGGCCUCUGCCCCUCACCACCCUUGGAAGGCAGGAAACUGGCACAUCUGCGCCUUGGGGCCUGGGCUCCCCCUCUCUGUGCCAGUGGCUUUCUAGCACCUGGGGAGGGUCUGUGGUCCUGGCUGGACCCCAGACCUGUCCCCUUCAGCACUCCAGCUGCCCACCCCCGGGGCAGGGACUUGAAAUCCCAUCCUUUCUGAGCAACCACCUCCACGGCCCAGUUUGGGACCAGUCUCCCUCGGUCCCCAGGCUCCUCAGGACCCCGGAGAUGAGGGUCUCCUACCUGGCGGUCCCCCCCCUCCUCCCCCGAGCUCUAGGGGCCUGGCCCCGCCUGUCAGUGCUGGUGUCAGGGCACUCACCACCGAGCGUGGGGGCCGCGCCCCCGCCGCGCCCACCACCUCCUGUAGCCCCCUACCCACACCCUCAAUGCUGCACGGGCCCGCCCUGUGGGGCUCGGCGACUAAUGUGUUUUGUCCCCAGUUAACCACCGUUCUGCAGCCCGGCUCUGCAAGGGACCAGGGCUGCCCUGCCGCCCGCCAUCUGCUGCCCUAGGCUUCCUGACUCCAUUAGUCCGACACUUGUGAAACUCCGAGAAGUGCUGUGGUCUCAGCAAUGCACCUGUUUUGUACAUGAUUGUGUAAUUUAAAGGUAUAUAAAUACAAAUAUAUAUAUAUAUCAGUUGUGAUUGUACGACUGUGGAUAAAAUCCAGAACUGUGUCAACCUGG
Messenger RNA from Prionailurus viverrinus (fishing cat), 4721 nucleotides. It is a transcript of the gene PACSIN1, whose product is annotated as protein kinase C and casein kinase substrate in neurons 1. Lineage: Eukaryota; Metazoa; Chordata; Mammalia; Carnivora; Felidae. Gene Ontology annotation, cellular component: endosome; plasma membrane; cytoplasm. The transcript is spliced from 11 exons. Gene Ontology annotation, biological process: plasma membrane tubulation; positive regulation of dendrite development; actin filament organization. Gene Ontology annotation, molecular function: protein binding; phospholipid binding. The coding region runs from base 626 to 1960 and encodes 444 amino acids. The record is from RefSeq and is a predicted model, not a curated record.